UUCUGCGAUUAUUUCUUGUCUCAGGAAAGCAAGAAAGAAACCCUUUUCAUUUUCAUUUUUCUCCUUUUUUUUUUUUUGUGGUGAUCAGGAGCUACAGAUCAAGAAAAAAAAGGAAAAAAAAAGGGCAUUAUUAUUUUGUUCAUCUUCUCUCUUCCUUUUUCCCUGUCUCUCUCAAACUUUGCUUUGCUUUUUCAUGAUGAGAAGGGAAGAAAUAGGCGUGAUAAAUAGCUCGUCUUCGUCCUCGAGCAGCAGGUGCCAAGACUGCGGGAAUCAAGCCAAAAAAGACUGCGAGCAUUCGCGGUGUCGAACCUGCUGCAAGAGCCGCGGCCUCCAGUGCCCCACCCACGUGAAGAGCACGUGGGUGCCGGUGGCCCAGCGCCGCCCCCGCCACAAUGUGAUGCAGCAGCACCACCAGAUUUCCGCCUCCGUUGACCACGGCCCAAACCCUAAAAGAUACCGCGAAAAUCAAGCUGCUUUAGGGUUAGAGGAAGGGGAUUUUCCAGGGGAGGUUUGCUUUCCGGCGAUAUUCCGAUGCGUUCGGGUGAGCUCGAUGGACAAUGUGGUGGACGAAUACGCGUAUCAGACGACGGUCAACAUCGCCGGGCAUCUAUUCACCGGUCUAUUGUAUGAUCAAGGGCCGCCAGAACCGGAGGGAACCGGAAACUAUGUCGCCGGAGGGAGCUCUUCUGCUGCAAUUGGGUUCUUGCAACAGCCACAUUUUCUCAACAGUACUAGUGCUGCAGCUACUGGUACAACCCCCUCUCAAUAUCCUAGCUCUUUCUGCCCAUUUACCUCUACUAGUUCACAGUUCUUCUAAAAGGCAUAUGCCUCAUUCCAAAUCUUGAAAAAAUGGGGAUAUUUUUAGCUAUGAAGAGGUGGUGGCGGUGAUUAGGAUGAUGAUGGGAAGUUAAAAAUAAUUGUUUCGCUUCUUAUUUCUAUAAAGAUUUAUUUGAUUUUAUUUUAAGAAAUUGAUCGAGGAAAGGGGAAUUUGUAUAUAUCCCCUUUUUGCUGGUUCAUGCAUAUCCCUUACCACUUUAAAUAUAUGUUAAGACAAAUAUAAGGAAAUUAAUCUCUUAGUUGGUGUCUGCCUAA
This is a messenger RNA of Salvia hispanica, 1092 nucleotides long. RefSeq names its product protein SHORT INTERNODES-like. Gene Ontology annotation, biological process: positive regulation of DNA-templated transcription. Gene Ontology annotation, molecular function: DNA-binding transcription factor activity; DNA binding. Lineage: Eukaryota; Viridiplantae; Streptophyta; Magnoliopsida; Lamiales; Lamiaceae. Gene Ontology annotation, cellular component: nucleus. The record is from RefSeq and is a predicted model, not a curated record.